Seriola aureovittata is the source of this 1968-nucleotide messenger RNA. Its product is annotated as ecto-ADP-ribosyltransferase 5-like. The transcript has 4 exons. The record is from RefSeq and is a predicted model, not a curated record. NCBI's taxonomy places the organism in Eukaryota, Metazoa, Chordata, Actinopteri, Carangiformes, Carangidae. The coding region runs from base 612 to 1433 and encodes 273 amino acids. Gene Ontology annotation, molecular function: NAD+-protein-arginine ADP-ribosyltransferase activity; NAD+ poly-ADP-ribosyltransferase activity.
GACAUAGUCUUGUGGUCUAGGAGUAGAAUGAAAGUAUAUUUCAUAGAGCUGACUGUUCCAUGGGAGGCCUUAGUUGAAGAAGCAUAUGAAAGGAAAAAGCUCAGGUAUGUAGAGUUAGGGGCAGAAGCAGAACAGCGAGGAUGGAAAGUUAGGAUUUGUCCAUUGGAAAUAGGAUGUAGAGGAUUUGUAGCAAGGUCUGUUGUCUCUUUGGUGAGGGAGUUAGGAGCAAGUGGACAGAGUGUGAGGAAAAUAAUAAAGAACAUGUCAGAUGAGGCAGCAAGAUCAGUCAGUGGAUUUGGAUGAGAAGAAGUAAUGGUAGCUGGGGGCCCAGCAGGGGGAGCACUUAGGAUAGACAGACUCUUAGGAGAAGCAAGGAAGAAAUCCAGGAAGAGGAAGUGUUUUUAAGUGGGGGGUGUGGCCUGUGUGAGCCUCUUUGAAACCAUGCGGUUAGUCCAGGGGGGUGGCUGGCAUGUGUAGUCCUCGUGAAGGUUUCACCCCUGAUUGGAAUGACCUGCAGCUGGUGAAAAGACAAGCACGAGCUCAGAGCAGAUAUCCCUCAAGUAUCAUGACAGCAAGUGGGGAAUGAACUGUGGUUUCUGUGCUGGUGGAGGAUGAUGGGAGCUUGGGCAGCUGUGCUAAUGACUUAUAGCAUCUCUGUAGGGUUUGCAAAGACCUCUGCAGAAUCUGGGUUAAAAGGUCAAGUACCACUGGAUCUGGCUCCAAACGCUGUUGAUGACAUGUACACUGGUUGCAAAGACAAGAUGGACUACAGAGUGAAGAAGCAGUACCUGCCAAAUGAGAAAAACAAGGACAAAAAUUUCACACUUGCCAGUGGUGAAGCAGAGAAAUAUUACAACAAAAGAUGGAAGCGUAGAAAAGGGAAGAGACCUUCCACGGCACUGGGGAAAGAACAGAUCAUGGCUAUUUAUAUUUAUACCCUUGACAAACCAAAUGUUUAUCUUGAUUUCAAUAAUGCUGUUCGAACCCAGAGAUCCGUGUACACGACCACAUUCAGCUAUCACACGCUUCACUUUUUCCUGACUGACGCCCUUCAAACCCUCAACUCUCGGAAACCUGAAGUGGAUAGAUGUGUGACUGGCUACCGUAGAGUCAACAGCUACUUUAGCCAAGACGCUGUCAAUAAGAUGAUUCGCUUUGGAUCUUUUACCUCCAGCUCACUGGGCUGGUACCCCAGCGCUGACAGAUUUGGGGACAAGUCAUGCUUUGAGAUCCUCACAUGCUUCGGAGCAGACAUCUCGCUGUACUCUGAGCUUGGAGAGUCAGAAAGAGAAGUGCUGAUUCCUCCUUAUGAGGUCUUUAAAGUCGCAAAGAUAGAGAGGAGAUCUUUCCAGCGGAAGCUGCCAUGUGAGGUGGUCUAUAAACUGAAGAGUACACGCAAAACUCUUUCCAAUUUGAACUGUGCUCUUUUCUGAAACAAGCAAUUCCACAUGUUUUACUGUUACAUACAAUUCACAAAACAUGCAAAAACACAGUUGAUUAAUUGAAUAAGUUGACAAAAUAAAAUUCAGUUUAAAAGUUGAACAGCCAGAGGUGCAGAUGUUGUACUGCGCAACCAAUGUUAGAAUGAACCCACAGUGAGAUAACUGAUUAACUGUUAUGAUGGAUCUGUAUUCAUUAGGAUAUUACAUUACUUUUUAACCCAACAUAGAGACAGCGCACUUUAGCAAAAGUUGAACACACCAUGUACUGAAGAAUAUCAGCUGUGAGGUGAAUUAGAAAUAAUAAAUGACUUUAAAGAGUCUUUUAAGAGCCUGAUAAAGUGUCUGCUAGUAACACAUUGCUCUGUCUUCUUUCAUAAAACUGUAAAUGAAUAUUUCUAUCAAGAAAGUUGGUCAUUGUAUACAGUAAUAUUAAUACAUUGUAUUGAUUUGCCCAUGUCAUCUGCAUUUAAAUCUUUUUACACUGUUAUUGUACCAAAAUAUGCCAUAAAAAUAAAACAUCCUGGUU